Molecule: messenger RNA, 4086 nt
Organism: Astrephomene gubernaculifera
Lineage: Eukaryota; Viridiplantae; Chlorophyta; Chlorophyceae; Chlamydomonadales; Astrephomenaceae
Source: the annotation of a GenBank genome assembly
CAUGGAAGCAGUUCUCCCAGAUAGACGUUUAGCUUCAUGUAAAUAAUAGCAGUUAGAAUGUUUCUCAUCCUGCUUUCUGCCAUCUUGGCGGCAGUAGCGUUCUACUACCACAGACGUGCCAGGAACAGCGAACUACUAUGCAAAGCAAAGACUGCAGAGGUUGGCUACGUGCUCCUGCGGCUGGAGGAUACCACCCAGCAGCUCGAGGAUGCUCGGGCGCAGAUGGCUGAGCAACAGGACAAGCUUAAGGCACAAGAGCGCCGGAUUGACAAUUUCCAUGACCUUGUGGACCAGCGUGACAAUGACGUCAAAACCUUACAGGGUCAACUGCGCUUUAGGGAAGCCGCAGCUGCUCAGCUCGAGCAGGACCUGCGCCGCGCCAAUCUUCAGCUGCGCCGAUAUAGCCUUACACCGCCUCCCAGCAACAAGCCCUUUACUGCUGGCAGCAGCAUUAUGCACACAGAAGCAACCCCUACACUCUUCACGCGAACAGCGCGCUCUCUCGUCACGCCACUAAUUAGCGGUAUUGGGAAGUCCCGUCAAGCGGGCGGCACAACAUCAAUGGCAACCAGCCGUCAAGCCGGAUCACUUUUCUUCGGACCCGCCUCUGGUGCUGUUCACGGCCAGGACGACGAUGAAGUAAUGUCGGCUGGUCGACCCAUCGGCCCAGAGAACCAGAACGAGCACUGGCCCGAGCUGCUGCAGCAGGCGCGGGAUGAGGCGACCAGAAUGUCGGGGGAGGCAGAGGCGUUACGUCAGCAGGUUUCUGGGCUGGAGGGCAAGGUUUCGGAGCUGGAGGGUCAGAACGUCGUUCUACAGGGCCAGGUUUCGGAGCUGCACGGACAGAACGUCAUUCUACAGGGCCAGGUUUCGGAGCUGCACGGACAGGUUGUCGUACUGCGCAACGAGACACAGCAGCGGGCGGAGAAGCUUGAGCAGGCCGAUUCGCAGCUGUCCGCCCUGCAGUCCGAGUGCGGCCGGCUCCACACCGCUCUAGCCCAGGAGUCCAACACCCUACAGACCUACGUCGCCGCGGUGUCCGCAGCACGCACCGAACGCGACAAGGCCGCCGCCGCUGCCGCCGCCGCCAUCGCUGAACGCGACAGGGCGGCUGCCGUUGAGACUGCUGCCACUUCCGCCGCCGCCGCUGCUGCGGCCAAGUUCUCCGCGGCCGAUGCCGACGCCGCCAAGCUGCGAGACCUCAUCACUCAGCUACAAGGGGAGCUGGCCAAGACACAAGCGGAUCGCGACUCGGCAAGAGGCGAGCUGGCAAAGACGCAAGAAGAACGCGACGUGGCUCAGAAGGCCGCCGACAGCGCUGCCGGCGAGGCCGAAUCGCUCCAAAACCAGAUCCAGGAUGUACGGCAGCAGCUGGUGAAGGCGAAGGAGACCGAGUCGCAACUGGCGGGCGCUGUCCAACAGCUCACGGGUGAGAAGCAGACGCUGGAGGUCGAGGCGGAGGGGCUGCGGGCCCGCGCUGCCGAACUGGAGGCCGAGAACCAAGGGCUGCGGAGUCGUGCCGCUAAGCUGGAGGAGGAGGCGUCCGCUCGGCAGGCCAAUGCGGAGGGGCUGCAGGCGCGCAUUGCCGAGCUGAAGGCGCAGAUCCAGGGGCUGCUGCAGGCGGCGGCGUCUUCGACCUCCGGUAGCAACAGCGCCAAGCAGCAGCAGCAGGAGCACCCCGAGGCGGCCGCUAGUGAGGAAGCGCUGGAGGAGCAAGAGCAGCAGCCGGUACACCAGGCACAAUACGAGAGCCCAUCCGCUGAGGAGGAGAACAAGCAGCAGCAGGAGGACGCGGUCGAGCAGCUGAGGGCAGAGCUGCAGGUGGUUCGUACCAAGCUGGAGACCGCUAGUGCAGAGCUGGAGGCUGCGAAGGCUUCUUCGGCAGGAGCAGAGCAGCUGAGGGCCGACUUGGAGGCGGCCCGAGCGGCAGUUGUUGAGCUGGAGGUCGUUCGUGCGGAGUUGGAGGCGUCCACGGCUACGUCUGCCGCGGCUGAGGGCCUCAAGGCGGAGCUGGAGGCGGCAAGGACAGAGCUUGGGGAGCGUGUUGCUGCGGCUGAGGGCAUGCAGGCUGAGCUUCAGGAGCUGCGUGCGCGGGUGGCCCGCUACCAGCAGGAGGUGGACAAGGCGCAGACCGACCGCGAGCAGCUUGUGGAGCAGGUCAUGCGCCUACAGGGCGAGCUCAACUGCGCUCGGCAGCAGGUGGGCAGCGCCAACACCAAGCUGGAGCAGGACCGCAGGACGCUGCAGCUGACGAUGGACGAGCUGGAGGAGCAGCAGCUCUUGAUGAGCUCCAUGGACGCGGAGGUGGAGGGCGCGGCUGUGGCGGUGGAAGGCGUGGGUCGGCGGCUGGUGGGGGUGCGCAGCGAGGCGCGCGGGCGGCUCGAGGGGCUGGCGCAGGGCAUGGAGGGAGUGGAGAGGCUGGUCAACGUCCUCUCUGCACGCCUGCUGGACAGCAACGACCGCUACGCUAAACUGCAGGCCCUAGCAGCCCAGAACGCAGCCAAUCUGGACAACGUGAGGCGCGAGCGGGUCGCUUUGCAGCAGGUCCGCAAGGCGCUGCAAGGCGCCCUAAGUGACACGGAGGCUGAGCGUGACAAGGCUCAAGCCGCCCUGGAGCAGCUGCAAGACGAGUCAACCACCCAACGCGACGCCAUGUCCGCACAGCGGGACGCUUUGGACGCUCAUGUCGCCGAGUUGACGGCCAAAUGUGCCGCCAUGGCCGCUGAACGGGACGCCCUGGAGGCAAAGCUUCGGGAGCUGACGCACAGCAAUACCACACUGACGAUACAGCGAGACAUGCUGGCGGCCGAACGCGACGGCUUGGUCGCACAGCGCGACGCCCUAGACGCUCGAGCUCGUGAGCUGGCGGCGGACCAGAAUGUGCUGAAGGAGGAGCACAGCGUGACGGCGGACGACUGCGCGUUCCUGCAGACGGAGCGGGACGAGCUGACGGCGCGGGUGGAGGCGCUGGCGGCGGAGGUACGGCAGCUGACGGAGCAGUACGACACGGCGGCGGCGGAAAAGGAGCAGCUGGCGGCGGAGGUACGGCAGUUGAAGUCGGAGAAGGAGGCGCUGGAGGCGGAGAAGGAGGCCAAGGUGAAAGAGAUGGCGGCGCGCUGUGCUGAGGCGGAUGAGAUUAUGCGGCGGCUCUCGGCGGCUGCAGAGACGGAGGCGGCGGAGACCGAGGCGGCACAGCGGCGCCAGCAGGAGCUCGCGGCAGCCGGGGCGCGCCUGCAGGAGGCACAAGUCCAACUGUCCGCCGCGGAGUCACAGCGUUCCGAGACACAAGCCCGUCUUGCAGAGGCGCAGGCGCAGCUGGCGGCAUACGAGUUCGACGUGCAAGCCCUGCAGCACGGCAAGGAGGCGGCCGAGGCUGAGGGACGUGAAGUUCGGGCCGAGAUGCAGCGCCUGCAAGCGGCUGUUGUGGACCAGCAGGCGGUGGCGGAUGCCGCAAACCAGCGCCUGGAGUCAUGCCAACGUGGUAUCCAGGCUUACAGCGCCGCCCUAGCCGCCGCCUUCACAACCCUAGCCUCCCGCGAGGUCGACAACACGCUCCGUGCCAUGGAGCUGUCCGAGCUGCAGGAGCAGCAGGCAGCAGCCAUUACACAGCAGCUCGCGGCAGACACCGCAGCGCUCCGAAACCGCCUGGCGGAAGCCGCCUCGGCCGCGGAGCGCCAUGCGGCGGAGAUUGCCGUACUGCAGACCCAACUCGCAGCCGCGAAUGCCGCCGCUGCUGAAGCGGCGGCUGCUGCUGCGGCUGCGGCCACCAAGGAGGAAGACAAGCAUGGGGAGGGGCAGGAGGUGCAGGCGAAUCAGCUUCGGGAGCAGUUGGCGGAGGCAGAGGCGGCUGCUGUGUUGGAGAGAGUCGUGGCUUCGGUGGAGGUUACGGCCCUAGAAGAGCGGCUGGCGGCGACUGAGGCGGUUGCGCGACAGCGGGAGGCGGAGGCUGCGUCACUUCAAGAGCGGCUUGCGGCAGCGGCGGCGGCGUUGCAGCAGCGUGUGAGUGAGGCGGAGGCGGCGGCGGAGGCUGCUGCAAAGCAGCGUGAGGCGGAGGUGACGGCGCUAAGGCAGCGCACCAGUGAGGCG